This is a messenger RNA of Pseudogymnoascus destructans, 580 nucleotides long. RefSeq lists its product as uncharacterized. NCBI's taxonomy places the organism in Eukaryota, Fungi, Ascomycota, Leotiomycetes, Thelebolales, Thelebolaceae. The coding region runs from base 39 to 503 and encodes 154 amino acids. The record is from RefSeq and is a predicted model, not a curated record. The transcript has 2 exons.
ACGCACGUCAUCAACUCACCCUCGCCAUCUCAUCCGCAAUGGCCACGAAAACUGGAGAGGCAGCCGCGCGCGCGUUCUUUGCGAUUCCCGCCUUUGCUGUGGUGGGAGCAUCCAAUGAUCCAUCCAAGUAUGGAAACAAGAUUUUCGCAUGGUACCUCUCGGAGUCGCUCCCCGUAACCCCCAUCAAUCCCACGGCCGCGACUAUCACUGCUCUGUCAGCCGAUCAUCCCGCCGUGAAGUCGCUGUCUGCGCUCCCUUCUCCCAAGACCACUGCGGUCUCGAUCAUCACGCCACCGAAGAUCACACAGAAGGUGUUGGAAGAGGCGAAAGGGUUGGGCGUGCCGGCGGUGUGGCUCCAGCCUGGCACGUUUGAUGGGGACGUUAUGGCGUAUGCCAGAGAGAACUUUGGGGUUGCGGUUGGAGGGGAAGGAGGAGGCGGCAGUGAGGGAUGGUGCGUGCUUGUGGAUGGAGAGGCGGCAUUGGCAGGGAGGGGAAAGUUGUGAGGGCAGGCAUUGGGGGUCGGGAUGGGGUGGAUAAGGGAUAUUUACUGUAUGAGUAUAGUAAAAUUCAAGACAAUGCG